CCGGCGGCCGCCGCAGCAGCAGCGGCGCCAGCGAUGGGGUCCGGCGGCCGCCGCGGCACGGCGGGGCCGCGGGCGCUGCCGCUGCUGCUGCUGCUGCUGCCCGCGCCGGCCGCCGCCCUGGCCCUGCCCCUGCCCGACCUGGACGAAUGUGCCCUGGGGCUUGAUGACUGCCACCCAGAUGCUAUUUGUCAAAACACUCCGAAGCUGUAUAAGUGCAUGUGCAAAGUGGGUUACACUGGUGAAGGGAAGAAGUGCGAAGACAUUGAUGAAUGUGAUAACGAUUUCAACGGAGGCUGUGUCCAUGAGUGUUUCAACAUUCCAGGAAAUUAUCGCUGUGCUUGCUAUGAUGGCUUUAUGUUGGCUCAUGAUGGCCACAACUGCCUGGAUACAGAUGAAUGCAUGUUCAACAAUGGUGGAUGCCAGCACGUUUGUGUCAACACUGUGGGAAGCUAUGAAUGUCGCUGUAAGGAAGGGUUCUUCCUAAGUGAUAACCAGCAUACGUGCAUCCACCGCUCAGAAGAAGGCAUGAGCUGCAUGAAUAAAGAUCAUGGCUGUGCCCACAUCUGCAGAGAAACACCCAAAGGAGGAGUUGCCUGUGAAUGCCGACCAGGAUUUGAACUGUCCAAGAACCAGAGGAGCUGCAUUUUAACAUGUAAUCAUGGAAAUGGUGGCUGUCAACAUACUUGUGAUGAUGCUGAUAAUGGGCCUAUUUGUGGAUGUCACCCCAAGUACAUCAUGCACGUGGAUGGGAAAACCUGCCUGGAGAGAGAAGAAGCUGCUGUUGAAAUUUCUGAGGGAAAUGCUACAGCAGGAGCUGAUGUGGACAAGAGGGUGAAGCGACGGUUGCUUAUGGAAACGUGUGCAGUGAACAACGGCGGCUGUGAUCGCACGUGUAAGGAUACAUCAACUGGAGUCCACUGCAGCUGUCCUGUUGGAUUCAUGCUCCAGUUUGAUGGGAAGACAUGUAAAGAUAUUGAUGAAUGCCAGUCCAAUAAUGGAGGCUGUGAUCAUUUCUGUAAAAACACUGUUGGCAGUUUUGAUUGCAGCUGCAGAAAAGGAUUUAAAUUAUUAACAGAUGAGAAGUCUUGUCAAGACAUUGAUGAAUGCUCUUUUGAACGGACGUGUGACCACACGUGCAUCAAUCAUCCAGGCACCUUUGAGUGUAGUUGUAACAAAGGAUAUGCUCUCUAUGGCUUCACACAUUGUGGAGAUAUUAAUGAAUGCAGCAUCAACAAUGGUGGCUGUCAGCAGCUGUGUGUGAACACACUGGGAGACUAUGAAUGCCUGUGCCACUCUAACUACAAAUUACACUGGAAUAAAAAGGAUUGUGUUGAGACAAAAGGUCCCUUGCCUGACAGUCCAUCACCCAAGGUAUUACUGCACUGCGUUAAGAGUGGUGGGAGUGAUAGAUGCUUCUUAAGCUGCUCUUCAGAUGUCCAGGUAUUUUCUGGAGCGCAAGAUGCCUACACCCUCACCUGUGGCAGGUCAUCUCAGCUUAAGAAAAGGCAGCAAAAUACAAAUGCAUCCAUCUGGCUGGAUGCUUCAGCCAUCAAGAUAAGCGUUACCUUUAAAUUAAAUGAAGGAAAAUGUAGUUUGAAAAAGACUGAGAUGUUUCAAGAAGGGCUGGAACAGAUGAUACCAGAGAGACAUAAUUCAGUAAUGGAGAGCUUCCAGUAUGUAAACCUAACAUGCAGCUCUGGCAAGAAAAUUCAUGGAGCCCUCAGUAGACUGACAGCGACUAGAGCAAUUUUUAUCACUGCGGACUUUGAGCUUGAAACAAGCCAAAAGGAGGUGACAGAAACGUGUGACGUGCGCUGUGCUCGGAAGAAGACUGAGAAGAGGUUCCGUAAAACCAUUCGAACCUUACGGAAGACAGUGAGCAGGGACCAGUUCCGCGUCCGCGUCUCGGGCAUGGACCACGAAGUGGCCAGGAAGGCUCUCAAGCUGUCAGAGCCACAGCAGUCUUGUGGUGUAGGACAGAUGCAUGUGGGUAACAGAUGUGAUCAGUGCUCACCAGGUGAACAUUCUCCUGAUGGCUUCAAACCCUGUCUGCCAUGUCCCCUCGGAAUGUACCAGCCUGAAGCUGGCAGAGUAUCGUGCUUUCCCUGUGGAGGAGGUCUGACAACAAGGCAUAGCGGUGCAUCUUCGUUUCAGGACUGUGAGACUAAAGUUCAGUGUUCACCUGGCCAUUUUUAUAAUACCACAACUCAUCGGUGUAUUCGCUGCGCAGUUGGGACAUACCAGCCUGAGUUUGGGCAAAAUUACUGCGUUUCAUGCCCUGGAAACACCACUACUGAUUUUGAUGGGUCAACAAACAUAACACAGUGCAAAAAUAGGCAGUGUGGAGGUGAACUGGGAGAUUACACUGGAUAUAUUGAGUCACCAAACUAUCCUGGGGACUAUCCUGCAAACACUGAGUGCACUUGGAAUAUUAACCCACCACCAAAGCGACGUAUUCUGAUUGUGGUUCCAGAAAUAUUCCUGCCAAUAGAAGAUGAGUGUGGAGACUACCUGGUGAUGCGAAAAAGCUCUUCUUCCAACUCAGUGACCACCUAUGAAACCUGUCAAACCUACGAACGCCCUAUAGCUUUCACUUCUAGGUCUAAGAAGUUAUGGAUCCAGUUCAAGUCGAAUGAAGGCAACAGUGCCAAAGGAUUCCAAGUCCCUUAUGUAACAUAUGAUGAGGAUUACCAAGAGCUAAUAGAAGACAUUGUUCGGGAUGGUAGACUUUAUGCAUCUGAAAAUCAUCAGGAAAUACUUAAGGACAAGAAACUGAUAAAAGCAUUGUUUGAUGUGUUGGCACAUCCACAGAACUACUUCAAGUACACAGCCCAAGAGUCAAGAGAGAUGUUCCCAAGGUCCUUCAUUCGCCUGCUGCGCUCUAAAGUUUCCAGAUUUUUGAGGCCUUACAAGUAGUUGGCACUGUACUUAAAAACUAACCAGCCCUGGGCAUGCACAGAGGGUUGUGGUAGGUGGGGCUGCUUUCUGUGUUUUACACACUGGCAGAGGAACUCCAGGGAAGCUUGCCAGCCCUGUUCUUGGCAGAAUUUGGCUUUCUCAGAUAAUAUUAAAUAUUUUGGUGAAGAAAAUUGAUUCCUUUCCAGGUAAUACUUUUUGUGUACCAGGGAUACUUCAUGGAUCUCUGACUGCCCAUAAUUUCUGAAUUUGGCACUGAAUGGUGCCAAGCAGAAGUUUGUAGAGCUCUGCCCUAUUGCUUCAUCAGUGACUCUAAAAACUAAUGAAGACAGCCAAAGUAACGUGGUUUGGGCUGAACUCUGGGCUGCCAUUAGUGCAUGUUACCUCAACAAAGCUGGGUUCAUGCUUGGUCUCACUGAAAGUGAGAACAAGAUUGAUUCCUCUCUUAACUUUUUGUCAUGUUGGAAUUGCAGAGCUAAGAUUGAAGUAAUUUUAAUCCAAACGAGUGAGCCCAAGAAUUGCACAAGGUGUAAUUUUUCUCUGAACUGUGUGUUGUAUAAGACAUAUGGAGGGAUAAACGAAGGGUUGAAUCUUAUCUUGAAUGCUCUGGGUCUGGAUCACACUGAGUUCAUACUAAUGACCUGUUGGUUUAAAUGGAGUGAUAUUGAAAUUAAACCAGGGCAAACAGACUCUAACCCGUUGGACAUUGCCAUUUAGUCUGGCUGCAAAUGUUACAACAGGUAAGGUUAUUUGCUAAAUCCCAGUGCUCUCCCUGUGUGUAGGCCUUGGAACAGCAGGAGGCAUUGGCUCUUCCAAGUAAUAUAAAGUUGUAUCCUCUGAGUACCUGCAGCUGAACACAGGAGCCUCAUUUUAAAUGCAGGCUUUGUGUAGAUUAUACUCCUGUACAUCACUGUUUAAGCCUGUAUAAGGUUCUUAUAUAAGCCUCAAUCCUUAUAUUCCUUAUCGUGUCUGAGCAUCUUGCAGUGACCGCAUUGAGCAGAGAAGGGCUGGUUUCCCUGUCUUGCUGGAGAGAAGUAGAUGUAAAAAGAUAUUCCUCAACCAGACCGUGGCCACAAGAUUCUCAGACUCUGUGUCCUUUUCCUCAGGUUGUGUUUCUUACACGAGAGAAGGCUGUUCUGAAAGGGUCUGUGGGGAUAACUGUGUUGAUCAAAAUGUUGUCUUAGUGCUUUCCUGUCCAUACUUAUAUUACAUCACUGUCCUUUUAUCUUGAAGGGAGAUGGCCACAGUCCCACUUGUUUGGAGAUAGACUUAGGACCUCUAUCUUAUGGUUGCUGGCAGUGCUGAGUGGGACAGUGAGCACCAAACUUUGUCUGUAUGCCCCCUAAGGAAAGUACUGAAGUUUGGCUGUGUAGCCAGGACAAAUGCUCACUUUGCAAGGAUAUGAAGUCACAUCUCCCUGGGUUUCAUUGCAUUGAUGUGUGAUAUUUAACUGUUGUAUGUGAAUAAUACCAUCUUCACAGCAUGACAGAUGAAACCCUCAUCAAGAACCAGGGUCUGAAACUCUUCCCUACACUGUUAGGAGCUAAUGAGCGCUACCAAAUGCAGCCUUGCUGAACUGUCACGCCUUGGCAGCCCUGUUCUGUGGCAUGUGAGGCAAUGCAGCCUGUCAUGUGGUAAGGAUACAUCUUGGUCAUGGUGUGAUGAGAAGGGACAGUGGCAAUCAGCCAUAGCUGGGGAGCAGAGCGUCUCAGGAUGAGGUGAUAGGAUGCUGUCUUCCUCUUGCUACUGCCCUGAAAGAAUUGCCAUGGUCUGAGUGGAGGAGAAAAAUGGCUUGUGUUGCUGCCAAGAGGGAGAACUGUGUCCUAGCUGGCUGUACUGGGCUCCUGCUCGAACCCAAGAGCUGCUUGUGGGCUUCUGUGGCAGGGUGAUGAGCUCUCAUUCCAGGAAUGGGGCUGCCAGUCCUGCAGCCAAAGGAAACAAACAAGCUUCAGGUGGAGGAGGGAAACAAGAGGUGAAUUAGCAGAACAGAGGGGAAAGAACCCAAGUCCUUGUGCAUUCCUGGCUAGUGUGAUUCAUCCUGAGCAGGGUCCCUGCUGCCUUUGCAUGGAGGGAUGACAGUGUUUUUCUGGAAGAAGGUAUGAGGCAGUGUGAUCAGUGAGAAGAAUGGCCGAGAGGUGCUAAAACAAGAGGAAGAGUGGUGAGAAAGGCUUGCCGUGUAUGUGGUGAAGGGUGCUUUGUGUGAGUGAGAUCUCAGGAAGGUAUUCCAAGAUAGUUUCCCUCUGGCUGCACAGCCCCUACCUCUCUCCUGUGCCAAAUGCAGUGUAUCAAUGAGUCACAGUGACCGACCAACCAUCUCUCUGUGGCAGUGGAGCACUUUGAAAUGGGUGGGAUGCUGCCAGUUCUGCUCUGAGUGCAUGGGUGAGUUAGAAGCCUGCUGAUGGGGCACUGGAAGGAGAGGACCAGCUUCUGGGCCAGGCCCAGCAGAGUGGCUUUGCUGUGGUCUGUGUGCUCUCUGCCAAGGGAAGCAAGCCAGUUUGUGCUGUAUUCUCUCCCAAGAAGGCCACAGAUCUGAACGUUUCUGUUUCUUGUUGCUGAGUGACACACGGAUCAGCGACUGGUUUCAACGAGAGUUCGAGAAAACAAAAGUUGUGAAGUAUCCAGAUAUUUUCAUAUAGUGAGACUGAGCUUUCUUGUUCUGUGCAGGAAUUACUGCCAAGCUCUGGGUGAAUUACACUGCACCUCAUUUUGUAGGCACACUGUUCUAGCUCUGCAUGGCCGCCCUGGGACCAGCGUCUUGCCAUCGGUCUGUACAGUGGAUCUCAACUUUGCUUCUCUGUUCCCUCAUGUGCACAGGCCGUUUUCGUUGUGGGAAGAGAGGAGUGUAGCAAUGUGGUAUAUGGUCCCAGGCUGAGGAGGAAAAUGUGCCCUUUCUUGAAGAAGAAUCCUUUUUACUCUGCAGCCCUUUUUUUUCUCUACAUAGAAAGUAAAUAACUUGGAAGCACUUCUGUUGCCCUUGAUCUAACAUUGUGUAUCAGAAUUUUCCCUUUUAUUGUCCAUCCUGCGUGUGCAGUAAAAGUGCAGAGGGAAUUUUUGCUGUCUGGAAUAUUGGGAGGUGAUAACUGUUGCAGAAUGUUGUUAACACUUGGCAUUGUAUCUUCAUAGCAAUGGUAGUGGCUCUGUAGAAAUUUGAAUUUCUACUUUCUGUGUGGUUGUAGACUGAUGUUAUUUUUUGGCUACCAGUGAUUCCAAAAAUGUUUAAGCUUAUGAAACAGAAUUUAACUUUUGAAAUAAUAAUUAGCAUUAACUGGAUGACUUAAUGUCACCUACAUGAGAUAAGUAUAAGGAUCUUUUUCAUGAUUGUAAAAUAAUGUAAAAUGUUUCAGACUGUUACUCUUAAUAAGAGAAAUAAACCA
This is a messenger RNA of Colius striatus (speckled mousebird), 6290 nucleotides long. RefSeq names its product signal peptide, CUB domain and EGF like domain containing 2 (gene SCUBE2). The record is from RefSeq and is a predicted model, not a curated record. Gene Ontology annotation, molecular function: calcium ion binding. Bases 34 to 2916 code for a protein of 960 amino acids. Gene Ontology annotation, biological process: signal transduction. Gene Ontology annotation, cellular component: cell surface. The transcript has 22 exons. NCBI's taxonomy places the organism in Eukaryota, Metazoa, Chordata, Aves, Coliiformes, Coliidae.